CCCCUCGUCGGCGACGGCAACCCAACCCACCUCGAUUGACCCAUAAAAAAAAAAACCCCAAAUCCCCUUCGCCACCGUCUCCCUCGCCGCCGCCGCCGCCACCGCCUAUCCAGACCCCGACACCUCGCCACCCGCUGCCACCUCACCGUCGGAUUCACGUCGCCCAGCCGCACCACCAACCAUCCCGCCUUGCUCCGCGCUCCGCAGGUUAGACAGCCGGUACCCCCAAACAAACCCUAUAGCACGCGGGUCGGUUGUAGAAGAGCACUGGGGGCGUGAGAGAGGGAGUCACCAGCCCUCGAGAUCCCUCCCUCCCGCUUCUACCACUCCCCUGACGCUUGCAAAAAAUGGGCAUCUCAAAUCCCACCUCACUCCCUUCUCGGUACAAAACAGAAACCCUUCCGUCUGUUUUCCUUUUUAGGCCCUGAGAGGAGAAGCAAGGCUGAAAUGCCAGCAGUCUCUUCUCCAUUUCACCUGAUCUGGACCUCUGAGAUGUUGAUAUGAAGGGAGACCUGUAACUUGUGUAUAUAUUAGGUCUUAGUUUUCUUGUUUCCAUAUUUGUUUGGAGUUAGAACUUAGAAGCAAGGCUUCUCAUGGCAUCUCCGCAAGAAUCCAAUUCCCUGUGCUUGAAGCGGAAGCUUGUUGAUGACUGCCUGUCAAAAGACUGCAAAUCUCGCCGUAUCAAAUCUGAGAAUGGGCCCUCAUCCGAUUCAUUUGCUAAACGCUGCAACUGUUGCUGCACUCGACCUAACCUUGCCAAUGAUUGUGUCAAUUUCCUGAAGAGUGGAGCGCCAAGCCGUGUCAUGUAUUACAAAAAGGGUUCGUGGCACAAUUUUCCAGAGCAAAUAAUGAAGUCCCUCAUUGAUGAAUUCAAAGGAAAUAAAUCAAGUGUUGUGUCUGUGAUGGAUGAUGAACCAAUUCUUGUUGAUUUCUUGUCAAUGACCCUGGUCAACCUAAAAACCAGAAAGCAGCGGUCUGUUGCCUGGUUUGAUGACACUGGCAAGCGUUUCUUUCCUUCUCUGUUCUUUGAUGAGGAAAGUGAUGAAAUUGCCAAACAGGAUUCUGGCAAUGUUGAUAGCACUGCACAGGGAAUAAUGUUAGAUAAGGCCGCAAAUUCUCCACCUGAAGUGGUGAAGCAAGUUGUUCUUGAAUCUAGUCCCCCAGUCCCUCAAAAACCUUCAACUGUGGAUGUCUUGCGUAAGAAGAUCACAUCUGUGGAAAGAGACAGCGAAGGCUUUCUAUUUGUCCAGAACCUUUUUCUCUCUGGUAUGAGUCCAUUUGCAACACCGAGUAACAUACUUCAUGUCCACCGCUACUCUCCAAACGAUAUCACCGCACAAUGUAGAUUUGAAGCUUUUGAAAGACAGAUGAAGUCAACUAAAGAAGCACGUGGUGAUGCAAAUGUUAAGUAUGGAUGGUUAGGAUCUAGGAAGAGUGACAUAGUUAGGAUUCUUAUUAAUGGCUUGGGUACCACUGCAAAUCCUGUUGAGAAAGCAGGUUUGAGUGCUGGUGUAUAUCUUUCACCAGAAAACCGAGCCUUUACCAGUGUCGGUCUUUGCGAUGUUGACGAAAAAGGAGUGCAGUAUAUGUUGCUGUGCCGUAUGAUAUUGGGCAAUGUGGAAGCUGUUGAACCUGGAUCACAAGAGUCUUUUCCAAGCAGUGAGAUAUAUGAUUCUGGUGUUGAUGAUUGUUCAAACCCAAAGUGUUAUGUGAUGUGGCCAUCACAUCUCAGCACUCACAUCCGUUUAGAAUAUCUUGUUAGUUUCAAGCUUGUCCCAAAAGUUCGAAAUUAUUUGCUUGACUUGAAGGGUUUAUGGUUUAACCCAUCACUAAAGGAAGUUGGAAUGGAUAUUUCUACACUUCAACCUGUAAUGUGUGAAACAGGUGAAGGACCAACUUCCCCAUGGAUAUCAUUCAGAGUUCUGUUUGCAGUUAUUCAAGACAAUGUAUCAUCAGUGGCAAAGGAGCUUCUCUUCCAUCAUUAUGAGGAGCUGAAGGAGAGCAUAAUAACUCGCGAAGAAAUGGUGAAGAAAAUGAUAAUAAUAGUUGGAGAGAAAGUACUUUUGGAGGCCUUGAAGAAACUUCAUUACUGUCCAUCAUUGUGGUACAAGCCUUCUGUUGAAGCAGUGUCUAGUGAUUCUGUAAUGGCAGCACCAGAACAAUUAUCCUUGCAUAAGGCAGGUGGAGAUUGUUCAUUAACUCUGCGGGUUAACCAUGCUGAUUCACAUGCACCAAAUGCUGUGUCUGAACAUUCCACAGUUCUUAGCACCAAAGGAUGUGAUACACUUGCAGCGGAUAUGGUGCCCAGAAGUCAAGAUUGUCUGGCACCAAGUGGUGUGCCAGAAACAUCUAGUUCUGCUGUUGCCAUGUGUGGGGCUUCUACAAGUGUGGAACCCAAGCGCAGAGAUCCUCCUGUACAGAUGGUGCCACCUGGAAACUCUGCAGCCUCAUGUGCCAAAAACCAAGAUUCCUUUGUAGGAAGAGUGACACCUAUAGUUCAUGAUGGCCUUUUGAGGACAAUUUGUGGAAGCUCUUCAUCUCGUGGUCGGGAAUUAUGCAAAUCUGCCACAACAACCACAGGUCAUCCUGGUUAUGCUUCUGCAGCACAAGCUAAUGCCUCCCAAACCCAUGGAGUUUCUGCUCCAGGUGUCACUCCUAAGGGCUAUGAAUCUGCUGUACCAAGCUUGUCACUUGGAAAUUCCAAAAGUACAGGCGUGAAACAACUCAAUUCUGCACCGAGAAUGACACCUGAAGGCCAGAAAUUCCUUUCACUGGGUAUUGUGUCACCUAGCCCAGCACCUCGUGAUUUAGUAAACUGCCAGGCCAGUUCGACAGUGGUUGCCAUACCUCCAGUUCAUGCGCCAGGCCAUGGAAAAUUGCCAUCCAUGAAGAUCGAGGGCCAUGAUUCUCUGGUGCCGAGUGUGAAGCCAAGUCUAGCACCAAGUAAAGCGCCAAAGCUGCAUGAACCUGUGAUAGCUGACACGAGCAUCAAGGGCUGUGAUUCUCUAGCAUUGAGUAUCACACCAAAUGUCCAUGAUAGUCUAGCAUCAAGUAAUAAAACUCCAAAGCGCCAUGAAUCUGCUAUAGUUGAUACGAUGCCAGAAAGCAGUCGCUCUCAAGGCGAGGGUGUCGCCGCUAAGGCCUAUGAUGCUCGUAAACCAAAAACUGGGGAGCCGAAGAAAGAACAUGCAGCAGUAACUGGCUCACAGGGUAAAUCAUCUGUUCCAGGUCUUGACGCUAGCAGCCAUGUUACUGGGGCAGCGAGCGCCCUUGUUGCCCUAUCAACUCUGCGAGAGAAGGGUGGGUGAUAGAGCAGCAGCGGUGUUACUAAAAACUGUAGUUCCCGUUGGAUCAGAUCCUGGUUCUGUGCACUUGAUUCCGGGCCAUUUCCAUGCAUAUACGUGUGGUUAUAGCAGUGAUGUAAGCAGGUGGGAAUGUAUGGAUCAUUGUAUGUUCUAGGACAGGAAUCACCCCGUCGACUCUUCUGAACAAUAAACCCUCUUUGAUCCUAUAUAUGCGUAUGGUUUCUGCUGGU
Molecule: messenger RNA, 3535 nt
Organism: Sorghum bicolor (sorghum)
Lineage: Eukaryota; Viridiplantae; Streptophyta; Magnoliopsida; Poales; Poaceae
Exons: 10
Coding region: 594-3308 (904 amino acids)
Molecular function (GO): NAD+ poly-ADP-ribosyltransferase activity
Source: RefSeq, a predicted model, not a curated record